Molecule: messenger RNA, 1305 nt
Organism: Colletotrichum phormii
Lineage: Eukaryota; Fungi; Ascomycota; Sordariomycetes; Glomerellales; Glomerellaceae
Product: pyridoxal phosphate-dependent transferase
Exons: 1
Coding region: 1-1305 (434 amino acids)
Biological process (GO): biosynthetic process; amino acid metabolic process
Molecular function (GO): protein binding; transaminase activity; pyridoxal phosphate binding
Source: RefSeq, a predicted model, not a curated record
AUGUCUCUCUCCAUCCGAGCCGAAUCUGCCGAAAAGGCAGGCGACGACUUACACAUCUGGAAAGCUGUGGGUAAUCUCUACCACCCCAUUGCCAACCCAACAGGUUUUGCGACUUUAGGUGUGUCGGAGAACACUUUGAUGGCUCGUGAGCUAUCGGAGCAUAUGCAAAAACUUUUCAAGUUGCCAGUUCAUUCAUUUACCUAUGGAGAUGGCAUGACCGGAUCCAAGAGGAUCAAGGUAGCUCUUGCUGCAUUCCUCAACCAACAUCUGCGGCCUUCAAAACCCCUGAAGCCAGCGCAUUUUAGAAUCACAAAUGGCUGCAGUUCUGCCGUUGAACAUCUUGCCUGGGCCGUCGCAAAUACCAGUGCCGCCUUUUUACUUGGUCAGCCCUACUACAACACCUUCGUUCCUGACCUGGUCCUCAGAACUGGCUGCAAGGUCAUUCCGGUAGACUUUGGAACCACCGAUCCCAUGGCCCCUGAGGCAAUCAGUCACUACCAACGUGCUCUUGAAAUGGCAGCUGCUGCGGGCCAGCGAGUCGCGGGCCUUGUUAUCUCGAAUCCACACAAUCCCAUCGGCAGAUGCUACUCUCGCGCCAGCCUGCUUAGCCUCAUGAGCUUCUGCGGCAAGAACGAUAUGCACUUCAUCAGCGAUAAAAUCUACGCCCUAUCGGUAUGGGAAAACAAGGUGGACCAAGGAUUCAAACAAGUGCCUUUCGAAUCGUGCCUGUCACUCAGUUCAAAUGGCUUGCUGGCACCCGACCGAAUCCAUACAAUCUGGGGUAUGUCGAAAGACUUUGGCGCGAACGGACUGCGGAUCGGGACUGUCAUCUCUCAGUCCAAUCCGUCUCUGCACAAAGCGUUAGUGGCGGUUGCUCUUUACAGUUCUCCAUCUUCUGCAUCAGAUCACAUCGCAGCGAACAUGCUCGAAGAUGAGAAAUGGUCAGACUCAUUCAUCCGAACAAACAGGAUAAGGCUUGCCGACAGGUACGACCUUGUAGUGCGCUGGGCGAACAGCCAUGGCGUUCCCUACGCGGCUGGGACGAGAGCGGCCUUCUUCCUCUGGGCUGAUCUCGGCAGUGUUUGGAAAAGGCACAAUCCUAGAACUGUGAAGGACGAGGAGCUAGAUGACUUCAUGAUGAAACUCUUCCUGGAAUACAGGGUGUAUGUCUCUUCAGGAAAAGACUUCGGGUCUGAGAGCGUUGGGUGGUUCCGUAUUGUGUUCUCUCAGUAUGAAGUCCAGUUGCUGACUGGACUGGAGAGAGUUGCUGCCGCACUGAAGUCCGGAGUAACGGUUGAAUUAUAA